AGGAUACAGCGGCCGCGGGGGCGGUGCCUGUCGCUUCUGCCCCGCUCAGCGCGCUGCCCGGCCCUCGCGGCUCGCUGCUCCAUUUCCACCAUGGCUCCCAAAGGUGGCUCCAAGCAACAGUCUGAGGAGGACUUGCUUCUGCAGGAUUUCAGCCGCAACCUGUCGGCCAAGUCCUCGGCGCUCUUCUUCGGGAACGCCUUCAUCGUGUCCGCCAUUCCCAUCUGGUUAUAUUGGCGAAUAUGGCAUAUGGACCUUAUUCAGUCUGCUGUUCUGUAUAGUGUGAUGACCCUAGUAAGCACUUACUUGGUAGCCUUUGCAUACAAAAAUGUGAAGUUUGUUCUCAAGCACAAAGUAGCACAGAAGAGGGAAGAUGCUGUUUCCAAAGAAGUAACUCGAAAACUUUCUGAAGCCGAUAAUAGAAAGAUGUCCCGGAAGGAAAAAGAUGAAAGAAUCUUGUGGAAGAAGAAUGAAGUUGCUGAUUAUGAAGCUACAACAUUUUCCAUCUUCUACAACAACACCCUUUUUCUGGUCUUGGUCAUUGUUGCCUCCUUCUUUAUAUUGAAGAACUUCAACCCCACAGUGAACUACAUUUUGUCCAUAAGCGCUUCCUCAGGCCUCAUCGCCCUCCUGUCAACCGGCUCCAAGUAGAUGGUGUCAGCUUUGCGUGCACCCUCCCCCCCUCUUUGUAUCUAUGGGUGGCCUGCGGUAUGUGGAAAAGUAGCAGGGUGGUCAGGGUGGGAGAUGCACAAGAUGUUUUUAUAAGUCUGGAGUUUGAGGGUUUGAAAAAUCCAACAAGAUAUAAUUCAAUAUUUGUUUAUUGGCUCUUUUUUUUGGGACAGAUUGUUGAAAUUAAAUGAAUUGAAAGGGAAACUCAGAGUGCCAGGACAUUUAUUAAAAGGAAAAAAAGUGUUGCAAUGUGUUAUAAUCACAAGAGGAGAAAAUAACUUGUUUCCUUGAUUUGUCAGAGGUCACAGUAACCUGGACUGAGCUGUUAUUAUUUAUAAUAGUAGCAAGAAGUUAAUAACUGGUUCUAUGUGUUCCAAGCACAAUAUUACAACUUUUUUUUUGCACCAUAAAUGCCAGAACCAAUCCUUUCCCUCUGGGAGAUUGAACAGAACCUUCAUGUUUGCAAAUCUCUGAAUUUGUGAUUUGAAAUAAAGUUAAAACAUGGUUUCUCCAACUUGCAUAAGAGAAACUUAUGGAAAA
This is a messenger RNA of Phacochoerus africanus (Common warthog), 1206 nucleotides long. It is a transcript of the gene SSR3, whose product is annotated as signal sequence receptor subunit 3. Gene Ontology annotation, biological process: SRP-dependent cotranslational protein targeting to membrane. The coding region runs from base 91 to 648 and encodes 185 amino acids. The transcript has 5 exons. NCBI's taxonomy places the organism in Eukaryota, Metazoa, Chordata, Mammalia, Artiodactyla, Suidae. The record is from RefSeq and is a predicted model, not a curated record. Gene Ontology annotation, cellular component: membrane; endoplasmic reticulum.